Molecule: messenger RNA, 2753 nt
Organism: Panonychus citri (citrus red mite)
Lineage: Eukaryota; Metazoa; Arthropoda; Arachnida; Trombidiformes; Tetranychidae
Product: protein wech-like
Exons: 3
Coding region: 293-2503 (736 amino acids)
Biological process (GO): negative regulation of translation
Molecular function (GO): translation repressor activity; protein binding; mRNA 3'-UTR binding
Source: RefSeq, a predicted model, not a curated record
AUUCUCUCUCUAUUCUCUGUCUGUCUCUCUCACGACUCUCUCUUGAUUUCUCUCUGUUUCUCUCUAAUCUCAAUGUUGCUUUUGCUCUUUGUCCUUUCCCUUUCAUAAUUAUGCUCAUUUUUCAAUGAGUUCAUGAUGCAAUAGAUGGUUAACAGUAUUUUCUCUGUGAAUAAUUAUUAAUUUUUAUUGUGAAUUUAUUUUUGUCAUUAUUUACAAAUGUGUUAUUCUUUGUAUCUAAAUUGAUCUGUUUCUAUUACUGUUGUUGAUCUGUUGUUUUUCUGUUUCAUCUAAAAUGUUCAGCAUGGAAGAUGUUAAGAGUAAAUCUGAAUUUUCCAAUGAUUAUCAGAUUAUGGUCCAAGAGUUACAAAAUGAUUUAGAUGAUUUGAGUUUGAACAAAGAUGCUGUGGAACAAGCCAUUAAUGAACAAUAUCACUCGAUUAAAGCUGCUCUUGACAAAUGCUACAAGCAAAUGUUGGACGAUUUGGGAAGAGUUCAUAAUCAGAAGAGGAUGCAGCUUUGGGGACAAAUUGAUAGAUGUGAAAAAAUUUCAGAGAAAUUGUCAAAUCAUCAUGCUAAUCAAAAUGAUGGGCUUAUUGAAGACUUUGGUGAUGGCCAUGAAAGUAAUGGCCAAAGAAAUGGUACAACUUCAAGUAACGGUAGUGGUAACAGUUUUGUUUCUGGAGGUGAUGGUACCACUUCUAAAGAUGUUAGUGGUAGUGAUUUUUUGACUUGUUCUUUAACGGAUAAAAGCAACAGUUCACCCACUAGUAGCUCUUUCCUCGAUUUCGGCCGUGAGUCCAGUCCGGUUGGUAUUAAUUUAAAGAAUCUGAAAAAUGGUAAAGGUGAUCAAAUCGUCUUCAAUCCAGUUGAUUUAACCAAUGUUGAGCCUGUUUUGAUAUCAAAUCUAUUUGGAAAUCUCAAGGUUAAAGGUUGCAAUGACUCUGACUUAGAGGAUACUCCAUGCUUCCAAUCUAGUGACUUCACAUUCCCAGAUUCUGAUUUAACUACAACUCCACUCCAUGCGACUGCACCAGGUACACCAUCAGCUCGAUCUUUGCCACAUCAUUCCACCUCUAUUCCUAUUGUUGGCUCAGCCCCAAUUCAAUCAUUACGGCGUCGGGGGCCGCCAUCAUUGUCCAAUGAUAACAAUUUAUCAGAUAGUUUACAUGCACAUUCAUUUGGACAUAACAAUACGAUUACCUCUUUACCAGGAGCAUCUCCUGUCUCAUUGCCUCGCUCUGGACCCAUUGCUGUUCCAACAAAUUCCAAUUCUAAUCACUUGGAUCUCAAUGAUUAUAUUACUCGAGUCAACCUGACUAAAUUGGCGCUCUACAAUGAGAACCCAGCAGCCGCUGCUGCGGUAGUUCAGCCUCGUUUAUCCUCAAUCUCAUCAUCGAUCUCAAAUUCUCCCUCACCUCAACCACUGAUCUCUAAUUCCUUAGUGCCUUAUGAAAACUCGAGCCUUGCCUUGGGUGAUAACUCAGUGAACAAUUUGAAUGAAAUGGCCAAAUUUUCAUCCAAUCCAACCAAUGGAAUUGAAAAUCAACCCUCAUCCAACUCUUUUCCUUUCCGUUCUGGAAGUGCUCCCACAACUGGACCCUUAGUCUCUCCCGUGCCUCCCUCUUCUAUCCAUUCAUCUAUAAACCCUAACAAGGGCAAUGUUAUGCAAAUAAGGUGUAAGUUUGGUUCACUUGGUGCUGCCACUGGAUUCUUUUCAUCACCUCAUGGCUUUUGUCUUGGUGUCGAUGAAGAUAUUGUUAUUGCUGAUACCAAUAACCAUCGAAUAUGUGUUUAUAAUAAAAGUGGUGAUUUCAAGUUCCAAUUUGGUGAACAGGGUAAAGAUGAAGGACAACUCUGGUACCCAAGAAAAGUCGCUAUGAUUCGUACACCAUAUCUUGGCAUAGUUACACCUCGUUAUGUUGUUUGUGAUAGAGGAGUUGAAAGAAGCAGAAUGCAAAUUUUCACCUGUAAAGGUCAAUUUAUUCGUAAAAUUGGAGUUCGUUAUAUUGAUAUUGUUGCUGGUUUAGCAAUUACACCGAAAGGAUUAAUCGUUGCUGUUGAUUCAGUUUCUCCAACUGUUUUUGUUAUCGCUGAAUCAGGUGAACUGUUACGUUGGUUUGAUUGUUCACCUUAUAUGAGGGAACCAUCGGACAUCGCUGUUAAUGGUAAAGAAUUUUAUGUUUGUGACUUUAAAGGAAGUUGUGUCGUAGUCUUCGGCGAAGACGGUAAAUUUAAAAGACGAAUUGGUAAAGAGAAAAUUACAGAUUAUCCAAAUGGUAUUGAUUUUUCGGAUGCUGGUGAUAUUCUGGUUGGAGACUCUCAUGGUAAUCGUUUCCAUGUUGUUGUGUUUGACAAAUCUGGUAAUUUUAUCAGCGAAUUUGAGUGUCCCUAUGUUAAAGUUUCCCGUUGCUGUGGUCUCAAGAUCACCUCGGAAGGUUAUAUUGUUACAUUGGCCAAAAAUAAUCAUCACGUUCUCGUUCUCAACACACUUUAUGUAAAUUAAUCUAAAGAUUAUAUCGAAAAGGAUCUAUUAUUAUAUUACCAAAAAACAAAACCCAAAUUCUAUUCCAAAGAAACGGUAACCAAACUAAAAGCGAAACUCUAAAUGAUAAACCAAAACCAAAACCAAAUUAUUGUACAAACACAAAGAAAGAGCUGAAAACUUACAUACAAUUUUAUUUUUAACAAAUAUUAUAUUAUAUAAAAAAUGCUACUUAAUAUUAAUGUAGAAAGAAGCAACAAAAAAAAACAAA